This is a messenger RNA of Propithecus coquereli (Coquerel's sifaka), 2295 nucleotides long. It is a transcript of the gene CASS4, whose product is annotated as Cas scaffolding protein family member 4. Lineage: Eukaryota; Metazoa; Chordata; Mammalia; Primates; Indriidae. Gene Ontology annotation, biological process: cell migration; cell surface receptor protein tyrosine kinase signaling pathway. The record is from RefSeq and is a predicted model, not a curated record. The coding region runs from base 1 to 2295 and encodes 764 amino acids. Gene Ontology annotation, cellular component: cytoplasm; plasma membrane. The transcript has 6 exons. Gene Ontology annotation, molecular function: protein binding.
AUGAAGAAACUCCUGGCCAGGGCACUUUAUGACAACCGCCCUGACUGCUCCGACGAGCUGGCUUUCUGCAGAGGGGACAUCCUGACCAUUCUGGAGCAAAAUGUGCCAGAAAGUGAGGGCUGGUGGAAGUGUUUGCUCCACGGGAGGCAAGGCCUGGCCCCUGCCAACCGCCUCCAAAUCCUCACAGAGGCUGCUGCAGACAAGCCCUGCACCACAUUCCUGCGGGGCCUGGGAGAAGCUCUCACCAGCUCAGACGAGGUCUACCAGGUGCCAACUCUGCUCCACCCACCCCCACUAGGCCCCGUCUACGAGCAGAUGAAGAGUUGGGUGGAGGAACCCCUGCCCCCCAUCGCCCAAGUCUACGAAUUCCCCGACCCACCCACCAGUGCCAGAAUCAUCUGUGAGAAGACUCUAAGCUUUCCGAAACAGGCCCUCUUCACGCUCCCCAGACCUGCUCGGGCCUCGCUGCCAACUCUGCCUUCCCAGGUAUAUGACGUGCCUGCCCAGAGCCGGGUCCCCUCAGCCCUUAAGGAGCCAGAGAAGCAGCAGUUAUACGAUAUUCCAGCCAGCCCCCAAAAGGCAGCACUCCACCCCCCGGCCAGCCAAGCAAGCGAACAGAGUGUUCUCCUUACACCAAUAAGUGCCUUAAAAAGAGGAAUCUAUACUACAUUACCAAAUCCUCAGAAAUCAGAAUGGAUUUAUGACACUCCAGUGUCUCCGGGAAAGGCCAACAUCAGAAACACAUCUCCGGCCAGCUCUGCAGAAGAAUCGGGGCUCCAUGCUGUUCCCAGUUCUGGCUCCACUUUCCACAGUCCUCCAAGUAGCAGAGACAGGUCCCUCCCUCCACAGCUGAAUGUGCCCAUGCAGAAAAAAUUCAGUCUUCCAGAAAUUCCUUCUUACAGCUUUCCAGCACAUGGGGACACAGUCCCUUUAGAUGAAGGUGUCAGCUACAAGGUUCCUUCCAGCUUCCUGAUCCCCCGAGUGGAACAGCAGAACACCAAGCCCAACAUUUACGACAUCCCCAAAGCAACGCUGAGUGGCCCUCUUGCUGGGAAAGAGCUAGGAAAAGCCAAUGAGGCUUCAGAGAAUUCCAUGGGCUCUAACUCCCCACAUUUCUCCAGACAGACAGCUUCCCUGUCUCCUGAAGAGGACAGAUUAUCUGUGUCCAGUUCUGACAGCAGAGCUAGCGUUUCUUCGUGCUCUUCCGCAUCCACUGACUCCUCCUCCAGCUCUUCCUCGGAGGAGUCAGCAAAGGAGCUCUCCUUGGACCUGGACUUGGCCAAGGGGACAGUGAGGGCUCUGCAACACAAGGUGGUCAGCUCUACGGCAGGCCUGCUGCUCUUUGUAAGCAGGAAGUGGAGGUUCAGGGACCAUCUGGAGGCCAACAUUGAUGCAAUCCACAGGGCUGCUGAUCACAUAGAAGAGUCUGUAAGAGAAUUUCUGGAUUUUGCCCGAGGAGUCCGUGGGGCUUCCUGUAACCUCACUGACAGCAACCUUCAGGCCAGAAUCUGGGAUCAGCUACAGACAAUCUCCAACUCCUACCAGAUCCUGCUUGAAACAAAGGAAAGCCUGGAUAACUGCAAUUGGUCCCUGGAAGUCCUGGUGACUGACAAAGUCCAAAACAGCCCAGAUGACCUUGAGAGGUUUGUUUUGGUGGCACGAAUGAUUCCAGAAGACAUCAAGAGAUUUGCCUCCAUUGUUAUUGCCAAUGGGAGACUCCUUUUUAAGCAGAACUAUGAAAAAGAAUCUAAGUGUGAAAAAUGCAUCCAGCCUCCCCAAAGAGAAAUUGAAUCAUACCAAAGGAGUACUCCUUUUAUUAAGCAGAGGGAAAAUGAACACUCCCCUGAACUAUUAAAGAAAAACAGGACAAAUACCUGUGGACAGAAUCCUAUCUCUCUAAUACCCCAACCUUUGAGUCAGCAGACUCCUGAGAAGAAAAUCCACCUUUCUGAACACUGCCGGCUCUAUUUUGGGGCACUCUUCAAAGCCAUCAGGGUAUUUAACAGCAGCCUCAGCAACAGCCAGCCCCCAGAGACUUUCAUCACUCAGAGCAAGCUGGUCAUCACGGUGGGGCAGAAGCUGGUGGACACGCUGUGCAAGGAGACCCAGGAGAGGGACGUGCGCAACGAGAUCCUCUGCAGCAGCAGUCACCUUUGCAGCCUGCUCAAGGACCUCGCGCUGGCCACCAAGAACGCAGUGCUCAAGUACCCAAGCCCUGCAGCCCUGGGGCACCUCCAGGCUGAGGCUGAGAAGCUGGAGCAACACACACGGCAGUUCAGAGGGACAUUGGAAUGA